AUGGAGGGUGACAUUUGUAGGGUGUGCCGCUGUGAGGCCCAAUCCGAUCGGCCCCUGUUCCAUCCAUGCAUCUGCACCGGCAGCAUCAAGUGGAUACAUCAGGACUGUCUGAUGCAGUGGAUGCGCUACUCACGCAAAGAGUACUGCGAGCUGUGCGGGCACCGAUUUUCCUUCACGCCGAUCUACUCGCCCGACAUGCCACGAGUGCUACCGCUGAAAUACGUCGCCAAAGGGUUGCUCAGUUCGGUUGGUACGGCCGUCAAGUACUGGAUACACUAUACGCUCGUCGCACUCGCGUGGUUGGGAAUUGUGCCACUGACGGCGUACCGAACGUAUCGAUUCCUGUUUUCCGGCUCGAUCGAAAUGGUCCUCACGCUACCGAUUGAUAUGUUCUCGACGGAGAACAUUACGAUCGACGUGUUUAGGGGAUGCUUCGUGGUCACCUGCACGCUGUUCACGUUUAUCGGUCUCGUAUGGUUGCGGGAGCAGAUCAUUCAUGGCGGUGGUCCGGAUUGGCUCGAGCGGGACGAUCCGCAGGUACCAGAAGCGGCCGCUAAUGGAAAUGGGCCAGCCAAUGUGCGUCAGCCGGAAGCUGAAGUACCCGACGAUGAUGCGGCCAAUAAUAAUAACAACAACAACAAUGAUGAUAACAACAACGAGGAAGAGCACAACAACAACAAUAAUAAUAAUUUUCUCGACAACAAUCUGCUCAACAACCGGAAUGCAGCCGACGAGCCUUUGCUGCAUGGGCAGCAACAACAAGAUCCCGUCGCACCAAACGUCCUACCACCGGAUGUGGAAGCGAUACGCCGCCCAGUGCAUCGGGCAAACUUUGGCGAACCACCUGCCGACAAUGUGCCAAUAGAUCCGGCGGAACCACCACCACCUGCACCAGCAGCCGAUGAACCACCGGAAGCAGUCAUAAACGAACCCGAAGCGGAAGCAGCUGCCGAUGAAGCGAACUGGAACCCGAUGGAAUGGGAACGGGCAGCGGAAGAGCUAACCUGGGAACGGUUGCUCGGUCUCGACGGUUCGAUGGUGUUUCUCGAGCACGUAUUCUGGGUCGUUUCCCUAAACACCGCUUUCAUAGUGUUGUUUGCCUUCUGUCCCUACUCGAUCGGAAACUUUCUGAUAUCGUUCCUUGGCAUCAAUGCACCCGGCAAACAGCUGACGUACUUUCACGGGCUGCUUACCACCAUGCUGGGCUACUGUGUGAUUGGUAUUACGCUGGUGAAGCUACAUGCGAUCGCACGGUUUCUGCGCUGGAGACGUCAACGGCGCAUUCUGGGCCUGUGCUACAUCGUGGUGAAGGUAUCGCUACUGUCCGUGGUGGAAAUUGGUGUGCUGCCGCUCGUUUGCGGCUGGUGGUUAGACAUCUGCUCACUGCCGAUGUUUGAUGCCACGCUGAAGGAUCGUAAGGCGAGCUUUAAGGUUGCCCCCGGGACGUCACUGUUCAUCCACUGGAUGUUUGGCAUGGUGUACGUGUACUACUUUGCCUCGUUCAUUGUGCUGCUGCGCGAAGUGCUCCGGCCGGGUGUGCUUUGGUUUUUGCGCAAUCUAAACGAUCCCGAUUUUAGCCCCAUUCAGGAAAUGAUUCAUCUUUCGAUUUUGCGUCACACGCGCCGUUUGAUAUCGUCGGCCACGAUUUUCGGCUCAGCCGUACUGCUAAUGCUGUGGGCACCCAUACAAAUCCUAAAAACCUUCUGGCCCACAUUCCUGCCCUACACACUAUCAGGUGAUUCGGAGGUGAACGAGCUUAGUCUGCAGUUGCUGCUGCUUCAGUUUGUUCUGCCCAGCUUCUUCGAACAGUCGCACACCCGAAUCUGGUUGAAAGGUUUGGUGCGCAUCUGGUGCAACGUGGUGGCCCGUAUGCUUGGCAUCAAAAGCUAUCUGCUUGGUGCGGAUCCCCGACCGAACGAGGAUGAUGCGGCACCGCCAAGACAGCAACCGGACGCAGGGGCCGGAUUGGCCGCUGCCCAUCAGGCCAUCAUGCAGCGGGAUGUACCGGUCGGAUUUCAGCCAUACGAACGGCCACAGUUCUUCGGCGUGCGGUUGAUUGGUCUGCUGGUGCUGAUGUGCAUUAGCUUAGCGAUCGGGUCGCUAGCCGUACUGACGAUUCCGGUGUGGAUCGGACGCUAUGGCAUGGCGCUCGGUUCAAUCGGUUCGUCCAACAUUGCACCGCCACCGAGUGCGGUGAGCAGCACGGGUACGGAAACACCGGCCCGGCCACACGAACUGUACACCGCCGCCAUCGGGAUGUAUCUCUGCUGGUUGAUAUCGCGUGGCAUCGCGCUGGCAGUGAAUCUGUUACCACAGGGACGGGCCGCCGUGAUUGCGCGCGUCAAACAUUGGAUGUCGAUUGCAACGUCGUACGCGAUGGCCAUGAUCGUGUUCGUGCACAUGCUCGGUGUUAUUCCGCUGAUGUUUGGGUUGCUACUGGAGCUUGUCGUGGUGAUACCGUUGCGUGUACCACCGGAUCAAACGCCGGUCCUGUUCCUGUGGCAGGACUGGGCACUCGGCGUACUGUACACAAAGAUUGCCUGUGCGCUCACACUGAUGGGUCCGGACUGGGCCCUGAAACGUGCGAUCGAACAAGCAUACCGGGACGGGUUGCGCGACAUGAACCUGAACUUUAUCGUGCGCGAACUGAGCAUUCCGGUCAUCACGUGCUUCGGGUUGGCGCUGGCCAUCCCGUACGUGAUCGCUCACUCGAUCCUUCCGCUGUUCUUCACGAAUCCGCUCACGCGAACGUUCUUCGCGCGCCAGAUCUAUCCCUUCUUCCUGCUGAUCGCGUUCGUGAUCGGUAUCCUAGUGCUGCAGGUGCGCCAAUUCAAGAAGCUGUAUGUGGCGAUCAAGAACGACAAGUAUCUCGUUGGGCAGCGGUUAGUGAACUACGACCAUCAGCGCAAAAAGCGCCGUCCAUCGGUGGUCGCUGGUGAGGAAGACCCCACGGGAUCGACGACGACGACAACAGUUGGCGAUGGUGCUAAUGCAACCGAUGAUAAUGGCACGGCAACUUCGUCCACAUCGACGGAAACGAACAACGAUGGACCAGCGGUGGCAACGGCGACCGUAAACGAUGAUCCAGGCAGUAGCAACAGCGAAAGAAUUCGCGUAGCCAUGGAUGCGUUGCAGUAG
Messenger RNA from Anopheles marshallii, 3138 nucleotides. RefSeq names its product E3 ubiquitin-protein ligase MARCHF6. The transcript has 3 exons. The record is from RefSeq and is a predicted model, not a curated record. Gene Ontology annotation, molecular function: zinc ion binding. Lineage: Eukaryota; Metazoa; Arthropoda; Insecta; Diptera; Culicidae. The coding region runs from base 1 to 3138 and encodes 1045 amino acids. Gene Ontology annotation, cellular component: endoplasmic reticulum membrane.